Molecule: messenger RNA, 9411 nt
Organism: Plasmodium berghei ANKA
Lineage: Eukaryota; Apicomplexa; Aconoidasida; Haemosporida; Plasmodiidae
Product: rap guanine nucleotide exchange factor, putative
Exons: 2
Coding region: 1-9411 (3136 amino acids)
Source: RefSeq, a predicted model, not a curated record
AUGGAUUAUUCUGAGGCGAAAUCAAUUAAACAGAUUCAUGACUAUAUGAAAGAAUGCUUAAGUAAACCUUUCAAUGACAAAAAUUCAAUAGAACUAUGCGAAAAUGAUAUACCAUCAAUCUAUAGUUCACUAAAAAAAUAUAUAUUAAGAUUAACAAAUAUAAACAAUUUCAUGAGGUGUGAAAAUUAUGUAUUAAAAAAAAAAAAUGAAAAACUCAUUAAAAAUAUUAAAGAAUCAAACAUCUCAUAUAUGGAUAAAAAAAACAUGCAUGAUAUAUAUAUAAAUAAGAUAAAUAAAUUAAAUAACGAAAAUGAUUUUAUUAAAUAUAAAUUUCAAAAAAUGCUAAGGAAAAAUAUUUCCUUAGAAAGAAACAAUAUCGAAUUAAACAGAAACUUAUUAAAUAAAGACAAUUACACACAUCUUGAGAAUAAUAAAAAGAGAGUAAAACAUGACAAUGAGGAAAACAAAAUUAUAGAGACAUAUAAAGGUUACAGCUCCAGUCAUUUAUAUGAACAUACAAAAUGUGAUAAUUCAAUUAUUUUCAAUAAUGAAAAUUAUUUAGAUAAUAUAAAUCCUUUUUCCCUUGAAAAGGAAAUAGAAAAAAUCAUUGAAUGCACAAAUAUAUUACAAGGCAUAUUAAAUUUAUUAAAUCAUAAUUUAAAAUAUGAAGAUCCAAUUAUAUUUGCAGAAACGUUAAAAAACAUGAACAUAGAAAAAGAAAAGCUAUUGGAACAUAAUUCUUAUUUAAAAAAUAAAAUUUUGCAAAUAGAAACAUUUAUUUUAAAUGAUCCUUUUUUAGGUGAAAAAUUUAGUAAUUUAUAUGAUAUGGUAAAUAUAGAUUUUGAUAAAUCUAUAAAAAAAAAUAUAAAAUUAUAUGAAAAACAAAAUAUGAAAAUAUUAUUUAAAAGAUUAUGUUCAUUGGAAAAUAAAAAUGAUGAUAUAAAAGAUGAAUUAAUCUAUCAAAAAAAACAAUUAGACAUGUACAAAAUGCAUAUAUAUGAUAUCAAAAAUAUAAUUAAAAAAAAAAUAAACAAUUUUUACACCCUUAAUUAUCAUCAAAACAUUGUGUUUAAUGCAUUAAACAAAUUUAAUAAUGCAAAAUUUGCUUUUAAUAAUUUAAAUUAUUUUAAUUCAUGUGAAAAUGAUGAAAAAUCCAUUUACAACUCUUCCAUGAUUAAAGACAAAUUUAAUUGCACAAAUAAUUUGUCUACAAUUAAAAAUUCAGACUCGUUUACUAUUUUUCAAAUAAAUAAUAAUAAAACUGGUCAUAAUCAUAAAUUGCUAAAUGAGGCUUGGCAAAGAAUUUCCCAAUUAGGCCAAGAUGUCUGCUAUUUCAAAAAAAAAAAAACUGAAAAAACAUGGUAUGAAGGAGAAAAAGACAUUUCUGGAGAAGAGGAUGAUUAUAUGGCUAAUGAACUAUACUACAUAAAAAUCAAGGAAUUAAUAAACAAAAGAAAAAUAAAGCUGAAUAAUUUUUUAAAUAGCGAAUUAAGAGAAAUUAAAUACACACAAAAUGAUACUAGUAAAAUAAGCCAAUGCAAACUAGGUGGCUAUAAAUUAAAUAACUGCAAUUUGAAGAUAGAUUCGAGCAAAGAUCCAAACUAUGAAAAUAAUUAUAUUAAUAGUAGAAUUAUUUUAAAAUAUAUGAAAUAUAAGCAAGCAUAUAAUUUUUAUAUGCAAAAUAAAAAUUUAUACAAAAAAAAUGUAAACAAAACAAAAUUUAACGAUUUUUUAAAUAAAUACAUAUUGAAUGAUGAAUGCCAAAACCCUUUAAAUUAUAAUAAUGAUAUCCAAAUUGGUGGUGUAAAAAAGACAUUUUUUGAAUUACAUCAAAAAAAAAAAAUUCCACAUAAAAAGAAAUCCAACGAACAAAGAGAAAGCAUGUACGUUGAAAUAGAAAAUAUAGAUUUCGGUGAAAAUCAAAUCAAAUUGUCUCAAGAAAAUAAUUUGUUAAUUUCUAAAAAAAGCGAUAAUAGUGAGCUGUUGUGUGAAAGUGAAAAUGUGAAAAAAGACAUCGAAAAUGAAACAAAAAAAAAUGAUUCACUCGAAAAAAAUGAAGACAAUUAUAUAAGUUUAAAUAAUUUAAAAAAUAAUGAUAACAACUCUGAAAAUUUUAAUUCAUGUCUAGAAUGUCCCAAAAGGCAUGAUUUAUCUCUAGACAUUUUAAGAACCAAUAUUAAUAAUCUUGCUAAAAAAAAAACAAUUGAAAAUACAAAUAAUGAGCAUAUAGAAAAUGGUAUCCAUAAAAGAAGUAAUUCCAAUAUGUUGGAAAGUUAUGAAAUAAACAAAAAUAUUUCAUCAUCUAGUAUAAAUAGUAAUCAAAAUUUUAACACAACAAAAGAACAAUUAUAUCAAAAUGUGAUAAAUCGUGAGCAUUUCCAAUAUUCAAUAGAAUUUGAAUCGACCAAUGAAUCUGAAAAAUUAACAAAUAUAAAAGAAGAAAGCGAAAAAAGUGCCAAUGAUUUGAAAAAGGAAAUAAUUAUUCAAGAAAAUAAAUAUGAUUCUACAAAUGAAGAUUUUAAUCAAAAUUUAAAACACCAAAAAAGCUCAAUUUUUGUAAAAAAAAAAAUAGAUUGUGAUAUCGAAGUUAAGAAAAUUAUAAAUCAGUUAAGUAUCGAAUUUUAUUCAGAUGAAUUAAAUAACUCAAAAGAAUCUGAAGGAAAAGAAAAUUUUAUUUCAAUUAAAAAUAUAUUAGAUUCGCCAAUUUUAGUUAAAGAUGAUCAAGAAAAUUAUCCAAAAAUUCCCAAAAGGGUAAAUUUUUCAAGUUCAACAAAAAAUGAUACAAUGGAUAUUCAUGAAAAAAGUAUAACCGAUUCAAAUAAAGCAAUAAAAAAAAUGAGUAAUAAUAAAAUUGACAAUUCUGAAAACCAUGAUAAUAAAAAAGGUGAACCUAGUGUUGAGCAAAUUGAAAAGACAGAGAUAAUGGAAACAAAUUCAUAUGAAAAUUCUCUCCAAAUUAAUAAUUUCGAAAAAAGGAAAUCUUCUGAUAUAUGUAACACGGAUGAGUUUGAUCUAAAGAGAUCGAUAAGUGGAUAUUCGGAUCCAGACUUAUUUGACAAUAAAAAAUAUUCAAAUAUUAAGAUUGAAUUAUUUAGAGAUAUAAUAUAUAAAUAUGAUAAAAAUUUGUAUGAAUUUUUUAUAAAGUUAAUAUUACAUAGUAAUACUGAUUUAGUAGGAGAAUUUAAAAACAAAAUAUUUAAUGCUCAAAUUGCGUCUGAAAAUGUAUUAGAUUAUAUUGUUAGUAAUUACACAAAAAAUGAAAACCGGGGUAAUAAUAUAAAUAUCAAUAAAAAUACAAAAAUAGAAGAAACUGAAAAAGUCAUAGAUUUACUAGGAAAAAAUGACUGCAAAAUAAUCAAUGAAUAUAUAUGUAACAACAGCACGAGUACAUCUUUACGAACUUUGUACCAUAAAAUACAUUUUAUAACGAAGGAGAAUUAUAAAGAGUUUAAAGACAGAUUGUUAGAAAGUGGUGUAAUUAAUUUAAUAAAUUUAUUUUUGGAUGAAGAUAUAAACCAUUUUGAUAAAAUAUUUUCUGUGUCUUUUGUUAAUUUUGGUGAUACGCUUGGUAUAUCGAGGGAUACAUGUAUAUCUCAUUUUAAUAACAUGGAUAAAAAACAUAAAGAAAAAGGAUAUAUUUAUUUGAAGCAUAUACUUGAUUAUUUAAAUAUAGAAAAUGAAAUAAAAGAAGAAUACCACAAAUAUAAUUUUAUAUCCGUAAAAAACAAAAACUACAUAUAUAUAAGUAUUAAUGAAAAUUAUUCUAAUUUAUAUGAGUUUUUUAAUGCAAUAAUAAAGAAAAAUAAUUUAUAUAUAACUUUGAAUGAGUUUGUUUAUUUUUUUUCUCAAGAUGAAAAAUUGAAAAAAUAUAAUUUUAGAAAAAAAGAUGUGAUUGAGUUGUAUUAUUCUAUCCUGUUUUAUGCAUACUAUAAUAAUAAAAAUAAAAAACUUUUGAAUAUUUUACAAUCUUCAGAUAACCCUAAAAAUGAUGGCAUAAAUACUGUUGCUAAUAAUAAUGUGGUUAACAAAGAAACUGACGAUAAAAAAGAAUUAUAUAAAAAGGAAGAUGAAAAUAGUGAAUAUAAUUUGCAUCUAUAUAAGGGAUAUUUCACCCUAAGUGAUUUCAACUUUGUGAUUGAAUUAAAAGAUCUUUAUUCGUAUUUUGAAGGAUCGGAGUGCCCAUAUACAAAAAUAAAAAGAAGAAUAAUAGAAAUUUAUGGAACUUUAAAAAAUGGGGUGCUAAUAAAUAGUGAAAUGUGUAAUAAUAAUGAUGAUGAUGAUGACAAUUUGGAAAACAAUGAUGCAGAUUUAAAAGAUUUAGGCAUUGAGUUAAAUGAAGAUUCAUUUAAAAUAUUUAUGAAAGACAAAUAUAAAUAUAUGCACUACUCUAAAUUAUCAUUAUAUAGAAAAAAAGCAGACUCCAAUAAAAUAGUGCAAAAAAUAAAUAAGAAAACAUUUAUGUGUUUAAUGUAUAAUAUAGGUAUACAUAUAAAUUAUUGUUUAAUUUUGUGGAAUAACUUUAUACAGUUUUUAGAAGCAGAUUUAUUAGAUUAUAAAAUACUCUCUGCUUUUUUAAAUGGAGAAAUUAAUCUAUCUAAUAACGAAACUGAACAAGAUAUCAAUUAUAUAAAAAAAAAAAUAAUGAAUAAUAAUUUAGAAGUCGACGAAUUUUCUAGAAAUAACAAACACAGGUUAGAUGGUACUAUAUGUUCACAUUUAUUUAAAAAUACUCAAAAACUAUAUUCUACUCAUGCAUUGACUUUUGAUGAAAUUGAAGUGCUUUCAAAGGUGCUGACAAAUGUGCAUCCAUUUAAAUAUUUAUAUAAAAACGAAAAAAAAAAGUUUAUAAGCAAUUUGACAAAACAUUGUUACAAAAAAGGACACACCUUUGAGUCUAUAAAAAAAGAGAGAAACGUUAAAAAUAAUGAAAAAGUUUGUAAUAAGGAAAAAAAAAGUACCGAAAAUUAUAUGGAUACAGAAAUUAUUAUUCUCUUAAACGGUAUACUGAAAAACACCAAAGAAAAUAAUUCUUUCAUUAAUAGUGUUAAUGUAAUCGAAAAAUGCAACUUAAAGUUUUACAUAGCUCAUACAAAUGUUGCUAUAGUCGAAAUAAACGAUAAUAUUUAUACUGAGGAUUUUGUUAAUUUGGUUAACAGAAAAAGAGAAUUAUCUAAUGAAUUUAUGAGUAUUGUUGAUAAUAUACCUAUAUUUAAAAACUUUACAUAUGAUUUAAAAAAUUAUAUAUCUAUGAAUAUUAAAAAAUGUGAAUAUAAAAAUAAACAAUAUAUAAUAAGACAACAUGAUGAUCCUUUGGAUUUUUAUAUAUUAAAAGAUGGAGAGGUUAAUAUUUAUUAUAAUAAUACAGAUAAUGCUAUAAACACGUUGUCAGCAUAUUCAUUUUUUGGAGAAAUAUCCAUAAUAUUUAAUACGUUGAGAACAUGUAACGUUGCUGUUAAAUCAGAUAUAGCCAUUUGCUAUUCUAUUUCUAGUGAAUAUUUUCUAUCUUUGUUAAAUAAAGAUAUAGUCAAAGAAUUUAUAAUCCAUUCUCAAAUUAAUUAUAAUGAAGAAAGCUUAAACAAUGCUAUCAUAACAUAUAUGAAUAAUCAAAUACAAAAUAAUUCAAAUAAUAUAAAAGACAUAAACAUAUCAAUAUCCCGUUUGAAUAUGUCACCUAAUACAUCUGUAAAUACAAGUAUGAGCAACAAUUGGAAAAACAUUAGUCGUGAUAAUAUAAGUAAUUUAACAUCAUCUACGACCUUAUCAUUAGAUAACAUUAUGUUAGAUACAGAAUACAUAGAUAAUAAAAAAUAUAUCCGUUCUUUUUACAGUGAUUUAGACAAAAUACUUUUAAAUAAUUUUAAUACUGAGCAAAAAUAUUUGAUUGAAGAAAUUGAAACAAAUUUAAUGAGAGUGAAAGUUUUUAAAAAUAUAUUAAGUAAAAUGGAAAAAAAAGAUCAAUUUGUAAAAAAUUUGAAAUAUGAAAAAUGUCCCAAAGGAAAGCAUUUAAUAUUAGAAGGAGACAUAUGUGAAAAAUUUUAUUUUAUUAAGCAAGGUGUAGUUUCAAUACGUCAAUUUAAUCAAUAUAAAAAUACGUAUGAUGAAAUAAUUACUUUUAAAGAUAAUCAAUAUUUUGGUCACCAAUUAAUUUUGAGCAAAGCUCCAUCUAUUUUUAUUGUAGUAACUGUAUGUAAUACCGAAUUAUACACAAUAGAUGCAAAUUUGUAUAUACAGUUUUUAUCCCCUUUUAUUGGAAUACUUAACAAAUCAAAAGAUAUAAAUCAACUAGAUAUUUUAACAGAAAGUAUAAAUAAUGAUGCUAAAAUACAAAAAAAAGAUGGAGACUUUAUAGCAAAAGCUAUACAUUUUUUAAAAAAAAUAAAUAUUAUUAAUAAAUUAAGUGAUGAUGAAUUAUAUAAUAGCGCUAAAAAUAUUCAAUUUAAAUUUUUUAAAAAAGGAAAAGUUAUUAUAAAAUAUCAAGACGAACCUGAUUUUUUUUAUAUAAUUAAAAAGGGGAUUGUUUCGGUAAAAACGGAUAAUGGAGGAAAGAGUAUAUCCAAUGAAAAUAGCUUAAAUGUGAAUAUAAAUAUGGAUUUUGAUAAAACAAAUAUUACUGAAUCACAAAAUGAAGAACAUAAUAUGGUCAAAUCUGUAUAUUUGCACAAAUAUGAAUAUUUCGGAGAAUUGUCUAUCAUAAAUAAUCAACUAAGAACAGCUACAUGUGAAGCGUAUACAAAUUGUUUCUUAUUAGCUAUAGACAAAAUAUCUUUCACAAAUUAUUUUAAUAAGAUAUUUAGCGAACUAUUACAAGAAGCAGAAAUAAAGUAUACAAAAAAUUAUUCUUUACCUCCAUGGCUAAAAACCAUAUAUGGUAAUGAAAAUAACUAUGAUAAUAUAAAAUCUUUUAUAUCUAUAAACUUGCCUAAAUUAGAUAGUUCACUAAGUAGUUUAUCAGAUAGAAGUAGCGAAGAAUUUGAAUUUGAAAAAGAUAUAAAAAAGAAAAUUAAAAAAGCGAAAAAAAAGGAGAAGGAAAUAAAAAAUAAGAAAACGAAUAAGAAUAGAAGCGAUAAAACGCUAGAAAAAGACAAAGUAAAUACUAAAAGACAAAAUAAUAAUGAAAAUUCAAAUAAAAAAAAAAUUAAUGAAUCAACGAAUGGUAUAUCCCAUUCAAAAAGUAACUCAAACUUACUCAGUUUAAGUAUAGAAAAUGUUGAUGAAAAAAUAAAAGAGAUUGAGAAAGAGAAAGACAAAAAAUUAGAAGAAAUGAAAUUAAAAGAAUUAAAAGUCUUCGAACAAAUCAAGUUAAGGGAUGAGAAAAAAGUCGAAAGAAUUAUGAAAAAAAAAAAUAAAAAAAAACAUAAAAAAAACGAUAUGCUUAAAUUAGAUGAUAAUAUUGAGAAAAAAACUGAAAAAAUAAAUAAGAAAAAGAAUGAUAAUCUUGCAAAGGAAAAAUUUCCAGAAGUAGAAAAUAGCCAAAUUAGUGGAAAGGUAAACUUAAAUGAUGGAAAUAACCCAACAACCCGGGUAAAAGUUAAUGGGUUGAAAGAAGCACACAAUGAAAAUAAUAAUAUUGCAGAGAAAAAACAUAUUUUACAGACUAAACAAGUAGAACAAAAAGAAGGAAAAAAUAAAUUAGCACCCUUAAAUCCUCCUAAAAAAUCAUCAAGCAUUUUGAAAAUUAGAACAAACUCAUCCAGUUCAACUGAUUUAGAUGUGAAAGACUUAAUACAAAAAUUAACAAAUUAUAUAGAGUCGGAAUAUAGUUCAAUUUAUCAAUUUUAUGAAAGUAUAGACAAAUUUAAUAGAGGGUAUAUAAAAUAUGAGGAUUUUUUGAAUAGUAUGAAUUCUAUAAAUAUUACAUAUAAAAUAUUUGAUAAAGAGGAAAAAAUAGAAAAUGUUUUUAAGCAUCUUUGUAAUGAUAUGAAUAUAUUAACACCAAAUAAUUUUUAUAUAAGUGUUUAUAAACAUAAAAGUAUAGAUAAAUAUGAACUAAACUUAAGGUUAUGUGAAAUGUAUAGUAAUAGUAUAUUAGGUUUUAAAAAAAACACUUCAUUAAAAACAGUUGAUGAUGCUAUUAUAAACUAUGAAGAAUUUGAAAAUGUUUGUAACCAAAUUGGGUUAAUUGAUAAAGAUAAUAUACAAAAUAUUUGGAAUGAAAUAAAUAUAAUGAAUGAAGGAAAUAUACCAUUAGAAAUUAUUCUAAAUAUAAUUAACGGAGAGUUAGGUGUUGAAGAAUCGUAUGAAAUAUAUAAUAACAAAAAGUCGAUUCUAAAUCAAGUUGUUAAUUUUUUUCAAGGUAAUAAUGCUGAACUUAUAAAAAUGAGUACUAAUGUUAUGGAAUAUAAUAUACUAACUAAUUAUGAAGAUCCUGUAAUUAUUAAUAAAUCACAACAUAAAUCAUAUCCAAAUGAAUGUAAUCAUAUAGUUAAACAACUCGAAUUGGAUCCCAAUUUUAAAAUUUUAACAUUAGAUCAAAGAAAAUAUUUUGCAACAUUAAUGGAUAGAAAAGUAUCAAAUUUGGGAGAUAUAAUAACUAAACAAAAUUCCGAAAAUGCACCAAUUAUAUUAUUAUUUGAAGGAACGGCUAACUUAAUUACAUAUACCCUAUUUGGUAUAGAAACUGUUGUUCGAGAAAUUAAAAACGAUGAAAUAUAUGGUUCAUCAGAGGUUAUUGCUGAUUCUCGAUCAGAUUAUGAAGUAAAAAUAAAUUCAAAUAGUGCAAUAAUUUGGAUAUUAAAAAGAGAACAUUAUAAUGAAAAAAUUAAACCUAUGUUAGAAGAAAGACAACAAAAUUGCACCCAUAUUUUACAAGUACUUAAAAAUGUCCCAAUAUUAAGAUAUUUGCCUUUAGAAAUACUUGAUAAUAUUUCUUAUUCUAUGAAAAUUGAAAUUCAUGAACCUAAUCAUACGAUUAUAAAAGAAGGGGAUUAUGAUGAUAAAUUUUAUAUUAUAUGUAAAGGAUUAGCAACUGUUGAUAUACCAUCAAAAUUUAGUUAUAAUAAACUUAUUAUUUCAUCAUUAAAAAAAGCUGAUUAUUUUGGAGAAUUAUCAUUAAUUAACAAUACUGCAAGAACAGCAAAUGUUGUUUUGGAUACUACCUCUAUUCUGUUUUCUCUCGUAUCCUCGGAAUUUAAUAGGUUGUUAAGUCCUUAUUUUGAUAAAUUUACAAAUAGGGCUAAAGCAAAUUAUAAAAAAAUUAAAAUAGAAAAUCCAUUACCCGACACAGAUAUACAAAUACAUAAUGUCAAUCAAAAUUACCCCAAUUCAUUGAUUUAUAAUAGAAACAGGAAAACAAAAGUUACUAUACAAGAUAGUAACUAUUUGAAAAAUAUUGAAAAUAAUCUGAAACAAAAUAUACCCAAGCAAAAUGAACCACACAAAUCACAAAACCCUGACAAUAAAAUUAAUACAUAA